AUGAAAUGUACUUUUAUAUGUGAACGUCAUCAUAUUUGUCGUACAGCUGAUUAUAAUAUAACAACGAAAACUUGUCGUUUAUUUGAAACACUUACAUCAGCAGGUACAUUUGUAGCUGAUCCAACAACACAUAUUCUUGCAUUCAAUUAUUGUACAAAUGAUGCACAAAUUGAACCUAAUUAUAUUUGUACUCGAUCGAAUACAUUCACUGUUCAACAGAUAUUCGAUCAAUUUACUUUAGCUCCUAACAUAACACUUACAUCAACUGAUCGAGGUGCUUAUGCAAAUAUGUAUGGUGUUUAUGCAAGUACUUCAUCUGGAACUUUAUCAUUUUUUACUUAUACUGGUACAAAAAAUACUCUCAUUCAACUUUCGAGUGAGAUUACUAAUAUUAAUUCAGCAACUAAUAAUGGACUUGGAAUUGUUCAAUAUUUGAAUCAGUCAGUUAGUAUUUACAAAAAUAUUGGUACAUCAUUUCAACCACAACUUGUUUCAAUACUUAAUAUUUCAUUAUCAUAUCAACCUUAUUCAUGUUUGAUAACAUCACAAUAUAUGUAUAUAGCGUAUAUGAAUAGUUCUGUACUUAUGACUAUUCAUGAUUUAUCAUCAGGAUCUAUAUUAUUUAAUAUACCAAGUACUACUAUGACUUAUCAACCAGUUGUGAGCUAUUGGAAUGAUACACUAAUUGUUCUUGAUCAAUACGUAGCUACGGAAUAUACUUUAAAUGGUACUUAUAAAGGAAAUUGGCCUUAUUUUGCUAGUCAACAAACAACGCGACGUAAUUAUAUUCAUCAUGAUUAUGCAGGCCGACGACAUACAUGCAAUUAUGGUGGAUCAUAUCCUGGUAUAUAUACAUUUUUAUUGAAUGGAACACAACUUGCUCAUGGACCAACAUCAUGUUCUAGAGCUAUUCAAGUUUAUAUCACAAAAGACCAGGCAAUGCUUAUCUACACUCAAUAUGGAAUUGCAGCAACCAUGAACGUUAUUAACUUUUAG
This is a messenger RNA of Adineta steineri, 996 nucleotides long. NCBI's taxonomy places the organism in Eukaryota, Metazoa, Rotifera, Eurotatoria, Adinetida, Adinetidae. The record is from the annotation of a GenBank genome assembly.